Rotaria socialis is the source of this 1533-nucleotide messenger RNA. Lineage: Eukaryota; Metazoa; Rotifera; Eurotatoria; Philodinida; Philodinidae. The record is from the annotation of a GenBank genome assembly.
AUGUUUCCUGGAUUUAUACAAGCAGCAAUUUUAGCUGUUGUAAUUAUUCUUACUCAAACAACAAAACAUAUCCGUUGUGAAGAUGCAUCAAAUGCCGAUGAAAGUCAUGUUCUUGCUCUUACCAAAGAUACAUUUGAUGAUGUUGUAAAAACUAAUAAACACGUACUAGUGAAAUUCGUUGCUCCAUGGUGCGGUCAUUGUAAAGCUUUAACACCAGCCUAUGCCGCUGCUGCUAAACAAUUAGCUGAAUCUGGUAGUGAAAUUAAAUUAGCUAGUGUUGAUGCAACUAUUGAACAAGAUCUUGCACAAAAAUUCGAAGUUAAAGGUUAUCCAACAAUCAAAUUCUUUAGUGAUGGUACCACAUUUGAAUACACUGGUGGACGUACACAAGAUGAUAUUAUUGCUUGGUUAAAAAAGAAAACUGGACCAGCAGCUGAAGAAUUAAACAGUGUUGAUGAUCUUAACAAACUGAAACAAGCUGGCGAUGUUGUUGUCAUCGGUGCUUUUAAGGAUGCAGAUGGUGAUACUGCUGCAUCCUUUCUGCAAGUUGCUAAAACUCUUGAUGGCAUGCCAUUUGGUAUUACAUCAAAUGCCGAUGUUCUCAAAGAACUCGACGUUAAACAAGAUACUAUUGUUCUCUUCAAAAAAUUUGACGAAGGUCGCAAUGAUCUUACAACAAUUGAUGAAGGUUCGAUUCGUCAAUUUAUUCAAGAAAAUCAACUUCCAAUUGUUGUUGAUUUCAAUGCUGAAACAGCACAAAAAAUCUUCGGUGGUGAUAUUAAAGUACAUGUACUUUUAUUUGCCAGUAAAAAAAGUAGUGAAUAUGAAAAAAUUCGUGAAGAAUUCACAUCUGCUGCUAAAAGCUACCGUGGAAAAACACUUUUUGUUUCCAUUGAUUCUGAUGAUGAAGAAAAUGAACGUGUACUUGAAUUCUUUGGUCUUAAAACGUCAGAUGUUCCAGCUGUUCGUUUAAUCACACUGAAAGAUGAAAUGAGCAAAUUUAAACCCGAAUCAUCAGAAAUCAAAUCAGAAGUUCUAGUCGAUUUCGUUAAAGCCUUCUUUGAUGGAAAACUUAAACCACAUUUACUCACACAAGAUAUUCCGGAAGAUUGGGAUAAAAAUCCAGUUAAAAUCUUAGUCGGUAAAAACUUUCAUGAAGUUGUUCAAGACAAAAAGAAAACCGUACUUGUCACAUUUAUUGCUCCUUGGUGUGGUCAUUGCAAACAAUUAGCACCUAUUUAUGAACAAUUAGGUGAAAAAUAUAAGGACAAUGCCGAUAUUCUUAUUGCUAAAAUGGAUGCUACUGCUAAUGAACUUGAAGAUGUCAAGGUUCAAAGUUUCCCAACAAUAAAAUUAUUUCCAAAAGAUUCUGACGAAGUUAUUGAUUAUCAAGGAGAACGUACACUUGAAGGCCUUUCGAAAUUUGUUGAAUCGAAUGGAAAAGAAGCUGGUAACAUUCCCGAAGAAACGGCUGAACAAACCGAAGAAGCUGAUGAGAAUGCAGAAACAGAAACAGCUCACGAAGACCUCUAG